Molecule: messenger RNA, 483 nt
Organism: Gongylonema pulchrum
Lineage: Eukaryota; Metazoa; Nematoda; Chromadorea; Rhabditida; Gongylonematidae
Source: the annotation of a GenBank genome assembly
AAUAAAUUGGAAAAUGUGGAUGUGAGAUUUGCCGAUUUCGAUGGUGUUAUCUAUCACGUAUCAAAUCCAGAUGGUGAUCGUUCCAAAAUCAUGCUCAGCAUAUCGCUGAAAUUCUAUAAGGAAUUGCAAGAACAUGGUGCGGACGAGUUAUUACGCCGUGAAUAUGGGAAUUAUUUGUGUGCUUCGCCAGAACCAGGUUAUAAUGUGUCGCUGGUGUAUAACUUAGCCGAAUUGCCUGAUGAUUUCUCGACAAUUGUCCAGCAGGCUUCUCAUCUGAAGCGGAAUUGCUUCGCGUCUGUUUUUGAGAAAUAUUUCAAUUUUCAAGCGCAGGGUCAGACAGGAGCGAAACGAGCCAUAAUUCAUUAUCGCGAGGAUGAAACUUUGUAUGUAGAAACCAAGUCAGAUCGUGUAACAGUCAUAUUCAGUACCAUUUUCCGUGAUCCCGACGAUGUGGUUAUUGGAAAAUUAUUUUUGCAGGUGUAA